AUCGCGGGGUGCAGUUCAUAGAGCAUGGCCGCAAAUUAAACCAGUGGGAGCUUGAUCAUCCAGCAGUGCUAGAUUUGCUACGACAGUCUGGAUUUUAUUAUAUUUCUCGACUUAGGCGUCUACAGCUGGAUUAGGCAUUAUUAGGAGCUUUGAUCGAGCGAUGGAGACGGGAGACCCAGACAUUUCACUUCCUCCACGGUGAGAUGACGAUUACACUUCAGGAUGUGGCGGUUAUUUCUGGUCUUCGUGUCGAUGGAGAGCCGGUCACUGGGACUACAGUGUAUCCGUGGCCAGAUAUUUGUCAGGCGCUUUUAGGGGUUAUGCCGGAUGACAUCCGAGCUGGGCAGAUUAGAUUAGAUUGGAUAUACCAGCAGUUUCAUCAUCUACAUUUGGAUGCUCCGGCUGGAUUAGUUGCAGCCACUGCACGUGCAUAUAUAUUAUAUCAGAUUGGCUGUAGUCUAUUUCCAAACCCCACCGGAUAUAGGGUUCAUCUUAAGUGGCUGCCACUUAUAGCGGAUUUUGAUGCAUGCGGCGCUUUAGCCUGGGGUGCAGCAGCACUGGCCUAUCUAUAUCGAGCUUUGGGAUCGGCUGCAUUAAAAGGAAAGGUCGAAUGCUGUUGCUUCGCGACAUUAGUACAGAUUUGGGCGUGGGACCAUCUACAUGUCGGCCGACCUACUAGCGUUGGAGCUGUUGCCGACAUGGCUGAUUGCCCUAUGGGUUGCCGGUGGACGAACGCCGGUGGGUUACGUUUUGCAGCAAACGUUAGAACAACAGAUAUUGAGUUCUACAGAGAUGAGUUAGAUCAACAGAGAGAGACUCCGAUGACAUGGCGGCCGUACACAGAUGCUAUUAUAGAUGCGCUACCGGCAUUCUGUGUACAGGGCAGUGAGGUAUGGCGAUCUCGGACGAUACUGAUUUGUUUUCAUAUCGUUGAGCUUCACGUGCCCGAUCGAGUCCUACGGCAGUUUGGUCUCCCCCACCAUAUACCCAUUCCGGUGGAGACCAUCCGGCGCUACACUUCUCAGGGGCGGCCAGAUGAGGAUUGGGCCUACUUUCAUGCUGCACACAUCGAGAGAUGGGGAGAUAGAUUACAGGCCAUUAUUGACCAGCAUCCAAUUGUCGGUGAUGACCCGGUACAGGCGACCUCGAUUAAUAUGGAGUGGUACUGGCAGAUCACGAGACGAUGGAUUUCUCGUCCAGUACUGCGUCCACCAUUGACUUAACAGCCUCGUGGCCAG
Ananas comosus (pineapple) is the source of this 1238-nucleotide messenger RNA. Its product is annotated as serine/threonine-protein phosphatase 7 long form homolog. The transcript is spliced from 4 exons. Bases 204 to 1223 code for a protein of 339 amino acids. Gene Ontology annotation, biological process: meristem maintenance; meristem development. Lineage: Eukaryota; Viridiplantae; Streptophyta; Magnoliopsida; Poales; Bromeliaceae. The record is from RefSeq and is a predicted model, not a curated record.